GAAGGACUUACUCCAUGGAUAAUUAUGCCCUGCGGGGCUGGACAAGGUUUGACGCUGGUCCCAACAUCGAAAAAUGCACAAAGCCUGAACUGAGAAAUGGUUACAUCUCCGAGGCCAAACUUGUGUACAAAGUGAAAGAGAGGAUGCGUUAUGGGUGUGCUUCAGGAUACAAAACCACUGGAGGGGAAGACCAAGAGGUGGUUCAGUGUCUCGCUAAUGGCUGGUCUUCUCAGCCAGCCUGCAGGGAGCUGCAAGAUACUUGUUUGGCUCCCGAACUGUAUAAUGGAAAUUAUUCCAAAUUGCAGAAAACAUUUAAAGUGCAGGAAAAAGUGCAGUAUGAAUGUUCUCCUGGCUACUACACAGCAGGAGGAAAGAAGACAGAAGAAGUAGAAUGUCACUCCCACGGAUGGUCGCUCACACCAAAAUGUCACAAAUUAAGUUGUUCUCCUUUAAGAUUAAUAGAAAAUGGUUAUUUCCAUCCUGUCAAGCAAACCUAUGAAGAAGGAGAUGUUGUUCAAUUUUUCUGUCAUGAGAAUUAUCACCUAAGUGGAUCUGAUUUAAUUCAGUGUUACAAUUUUGGUUGGUACCCAGAAUCUCCUGUAUGUGAAGGAAGAAGAAGUCGAUGCCCUCCUCCACCUAUGCCUCUAAACUCCAAAACUCAAACAUAUUCAACAGCCUAUCGUCACGGAGCAACAAUUCAGAUACAAUGUGAGCUAAAUUUUGAGAUACAGGGGCCAGGAGAAAUGCAUUGUGAAAGUGGAAAGUGGACAGAACCUCCCAAAUGCAUUGAAGCAAAGAGGGUAGCCUGUGCCCAGCCACCUGUCAUUGAGAAUGGUGCAGCGAACAUGCACUCUGGGACUUAUUAUAGUGGGGAUACAGUGACGUACAAAUGUGAUAGUGGCUACCACCUCCGUGGAACCAGUGCAAUAACUUGUAACCGUGGAAAAUGGACAGCGCUCCCUGAGUGCACUGCAAAUAUUGAACAUUGUAAGCCCCCACCCAAUAUAACCAAUGGGGCUGUUGUUGACGGGUUGCUGACAAGUUAUGCAACAGGAUCUUCAGUGGAGUAUAGAUGCAAUGAAUAUUACUUACUAAGGGGACCAAAAAUAUCUCGUUGUGAGCAAGGAAGAUGGUCGCCUCCACCCGUUUGCUUGGAACCUUGUAUUGUUAACAUGGAUGACAUGAAGAGAAAUCAUAUACAGAUGAAGUGGGAGUAUGGAGGGAAGAUCCUGCAUGGGGAUUUAAUAGACUUCAUGUGUGAACCAGGAUAUGACUUGUCACCGUCAAGCCCACGGUCAGAAUUGUCUGUGCAGUGCAACAGAGGAGAAGUGAAAUACCCCUUGUGCAUUAGCAAAGAGUCUUCCGGAAUGUGUGCAUCCCCUCCACUUAUUAAACAUGGAGUCAUUAUUAGUUCAAUAGUAGGCACCUACGAAAAUGGCUCCUCAAUAGAAUACAAAUGUUUUGAUAACUAUUUUCUACAAGGGUCUAGGGAGGCCUACUGUGUAGAGGGAAAAUGGACUACGCCACCCAUGUGUUUAGAGCCUUGUACAUUAUCAUUUGUUGAAAUGGAAAGGAAUAAUUUACUCCUGAGAUGGAAUUUUGACAACAGACCAUUUAUUUUCCAUGGCGAGUAUGUGGAGUUUCUUUGUACCAGGGACACUUACAUAGAGGAGUCAUCUGUCCUCGGGUCCAGGCUCAGAGUGCAGUGUGUCAGAGGGCAGUUAAACUACCCGAGAUGCAUUGCAAGGUGA
This is a messenger RNA of Ochotona princeps (American pika), 1751 nucleotides long. It is a transcript of the gene F13B, whose product is annotated as coagulation factor XIII B chain. The transcript is spliced from 10 exons. The record is from RefSeq and is a predicted model, not a curated record. Bases 15 to 1751 code for a protein of 578 amino acids. Lineage: Eukaryota; Metazoa; Chordata; Mammalia; Lagomorpha; Ochotonidae.